This is a messenger RNA of Trichoderma atroviride IMI 206040, 1077 nucleotides long. RefSeq names its product putative secondary metabolism biosynthetic enzyme. Gene Ontology annotation, molecular function: oxidoreductase activity, acting on NAD(P)H. Lineage: Eukaryota; Fungi; Ascomycota; Sordariomycetes; Hypocreales; Hypocreaceae. The record is from RefSeq and is a predicted model, not a curated record.
AUGACAGUUCGAAACACCUUGGUCGGAAAGAGUGCAGGCCAAUAUGAAUUGGUCUACAAUGUUCCAAUCCCAGAUCCAGGCCCCGAUCAGGUAGUUUGCAAAGUUGCCGCUAUUGCAUUGAAUCCUACCGACUGGAAGAUGGUAGAUUUCUCCGUUGUGCCUGGCGCAGUCGGUGGGCAUGAUUUUGCGGGAGAAGUAAUUGAAGUUGGAACUUCAGUUACGAGACUGAAAAAAGGCGAUCGUGUCUUUGGGCUAGCGAUAGGCUUUGAUGUAGACGACAAGCGGACCGGGGCAUUCACAGACUAUGCCAUCACUUAUGCUCACGGCGCCUGGAAGAUUCCUGACUGGAUGUCCUACGAUGAGGCAGCAACAUAUGGCGUUGGUAUAGGCACAGCAACUUUGGCCCUCUAUCAAACUCUCAAUUUGCCGCCACCAGUUUUAAGCAAUGACAUUGCGACAACAAAGAAGAAGCCCAAGAAGCCGCUAUAUGUGUUGAUUGCCGGUGGAGCAACCGCAACUGGCACGAUUGCAAUACAACUAGUAAAAGCUUCUGGUCUCGUUGCGAUUGCCACCUGCUCUGCCCAGCAUAAAGAUAUGCUCAUGCCGUUGGGUGCCGACGCGACAUUCGACUACAACUCUCCCCACUGCGCUAUCGAGAUUCGCAAAUACACCAACGAUACCCUCCAAUAUGCGCUGGACUGUGUCACAGAAGCGGGCACAAUGAAGAUGUGCUACGACGCGAUUGGUUCCGCCGGCGGUCGCUACGUUGGGCUUGAGCCACUUGCUACGCACAUUCAAUACACGCGGCGGACAGUUCGUGCUGAUUGGGUAAUUGGAAGAACUCUCUCCGGUUUGCCUGUACGACUAGAUGGAGUUUAUGGGAGACCAGCGAGACCGCAGGAUCGCCAGUUUGCGGAACACUUUUUUCCUAUAGCCGAAAAGUUGAUUGCAGAUGGUCAGCUAAAACCACAUCCUGUGGAGCUACGUACGGGAGGGCUAGAAGCACUUGUUGAAGGUAUUGAUGAUUUACGAAAAGGCAGAGUUCGGGGCAGGAAACUAGUUUACCCACUGGCAUGA